AUGGUUAUUGCAACUCUAUCAACAGGACCGCUAAGUCCAGGUGAUGGAAUUAAUUAUACAAAUGUUGAACGUAUCAUGCGAUGUUGCCGUCAAGAUGGUUUAAUUUUGAAACCGGAUCAAUCAUUGACAAUGAUAAAUACAUUAAUAUCUGACUGGGCUUUUCAUGGCGGUCUGUCACAAGGAGAACUUUAUUCAACACAAACAAUGAUAAGUAACCAAACAUUUUUUAUUAUCUUUGCAUCAUCAAUGAAACGAGUUUAUUCAGUUUCUCCGUCAAUGAUUGGAGCUCAAUCAGGACUCAUUUGGUUCUACGACAAUGCGACCUUAAUAUCAACUUUUAAUGAAAGUUACCCUCUCGAUGUGUCGGCUACUAAAUGUAACCAUUUAUCAAUAUGUCUUUGGUAUGUAUCACCUCUACUUUCGUUAAAUGAUUCACUUGGGACACAAUAUGCCCUUCUUGGGGGAAUGGAAUAA
This is a messenger RNA of Rotaria sp. Silwood1, 474 nucleotides long. NCBI's taxonomy places the organism in Eukaryota, Metazoa, Rotifera, Eurotatoria, Philodinida, Philodinidae. The record is from the annotation of a GenBank genome assembly.